Molecule: messenger RNA, 887 nt
Organism: Eriocheir sinensis (Chinese mitten crab)
Lineage: Eukaryota; Metazoa; Arthropoda; Malacostraca; Decapoda; Varunidae
Product: ubiquinone biosynthesis protein COQ9, mitochondrial-like
Exons: 6
Biological process (GO): ubiquinone biosynthetic process
Cellular component (GO): mitochondrial inner membrane
Molecular function (GO): lipid binding
Source: RefSeq, a predicted model, not a curated record
AUUGUGAUCUGUAUAACUGAGCAUUACCUUUACAUUUCAGGGUACCGCCGAGGCUUGCAGACCUCCUCAGCCUUCCAGAGCCAUGCAGAGGAAGCAGCAGCAGGGGCUGAUGAGCCAGGCCCAAAGAGUGCCGAGGGGGGUGAGCCGGGGCCAGACGGAGAACAGCAGCUCAAGGAAGAGAUACUGGAGGCCUCCCUCCCAUUUGUACAUUCUCUUGGAUGGUCUGAAGAUGCCAUUGCUCAGGGGGCAGAGACGUUAGGUUACUCCAGCAUGGUUCACGGCAUGUUCCCAGGAGGCGGCGUGGAGCUGGUCAACUACUUCUACGGACAGUCCAACAGUAAGCUGGAUGAGGUGCUCAAAGCAGCCGUCGAGGAAGCUCAGAAGAACCCUGAACUCCACAAGAAGACAACUGCUUUCAUUGCUGCUGCAGUGGAAGAGAGACUUAGGAUGAAUGUGGAGUAUCAUGAUUCUUGGCACUGGGCCUUGGCACUCCACUCUUCACCCUCCAACAUUCCCACAGCCCUGCACAACAUUGGCACUCUUGUGGACACCAUUUGGUACCAUGCUGGCGAUAGAUCCCAUGAUUUCAACUGGUACACCAAGAGAGGAAUCCUGGCUGCUGUGUAUAAGAGCACCGAGCUGUGUAUGCUUCAGGACAAGUCUCAAGACUUCCAGAACACCUGGGCAUUCCUGGAGCGGCGGCUGUCAGACGUCCACAGCGUAGGCAAGUGUGUGAGGGAGGGAGCCGGCCUUCUCCAGGGAGCUGGCAGUCUGGCCAAGGCAGGAAUACUGACGGCUCUAAAUGUCGCAGGGAUGAACAAAAAAUCUCGUUUCUAAUAAUAAGUGAAAACUAUGUAAAUAUUCCCAAUAAACCACAUUUCACAAAG